Molecule: messenger RNA, 1694 nt
Organism: Zea mays
Lineage: Eukaryota; Viridiplantae; Streptophyta; Magnoliopsida; Poales; Poaceae
Molecular function (GO): hydrolase activity, acting on ester bonds
Source: RefSeq, marked provisional
AGGCGGCAGCGGCAAGCAACGAACGCGAUCGCGCGCCGACGACGACGCGCGGUGCCGGCGCCUGGUGGUGCCGUGUUGCGGACUCCGCUGCAUCGCCUCGGUCGGUCGUCGUCAUAUCAUGGGUGUCCGGCUGCCGGUGGCGUGGUCCGCCGUCCUCGUCCUCCUCGUGCGGGCGGCCGUGGCGCGGGAGUACGCGGCCAUCUUCAACUUCGGGGACUCCCUGGUGGACGCCGGCAACCUGGUGGUGGACGGCAUCCCGGACUACCUGGCCACGGCGCGCCUGCCCUACGGCAUGACCCACUUCGGCUACCCCACCGGCCGCUGCUCCGACGGCCGCCUCGUCGUUGACUUCAUCGCGCAGGAGCUGGGCGUGCCGCUGCUGCCGCCGUCCAAGGCGAAGAACGCGACGUUCCACCGCGGCGCCAACUUCGCGAUCACGGGCGCCACGUCGCUGGACACGCCCUUCUUCGUGGAGCGCGGGCUGGGGAAGACGGUCUGGAACUCGGGGUCCCUGCACACGCAGAUCCAGUGGUUCCAGGACAUGAAGCCCAAGCUGUGCGGGCAGGAGCAGGAGUGCCGGGACCUGUUCCGGCGGUCGCUGUUCAUCGUGGGCGAGUUCGGCGGGAACGACUACAACUCGCCGCUGUUCGCGUUCCGGCCGCUGGCGGAGGCGCACGACAUGGUGCCGCACGUGGUGGAGUCCAUCGGGCGGGGCGUGGAGCGGCUCAUCGCGGAGGGCGCCGCGGAGCUGGUGGUGCCCGGGGUGCUCCCCAUCGGCUGCUUCCCCGUCUACCUCUCCAUCUUCCGCAGGCAGCCGGCCGGCGGCUACGGCGCCCGCAGCGGCUGCGUCAAGGAGCUCAACACGCUGUCGUGGGUGCACAACGCCGCGCUGCGCCGCAAGGUCGAGGAGCUCCGCGCCAGGCACCCCGGCGUGCGCAUCGUGUACGCCGACUACUACACGCCGGCCAUCCAGUUCGUCCUCCACGCCGAGAAAUACGGGAUGCUGAAGCAGACGCCGCGGGCGUGCUGCGGCGCGCCGGGCGUGGGCGAGUACAACUUCAACCUGACGUCCAAGUGCGGCGAGCCGGGGGCGUACGCGUGCCCGGACCCCUCCAACCACUGGAGCUGGGACGGCAUCCACCUCACGGAGGCCGCCUACGGCCACAUCGCCAGGGGCUGGCUCUACGGGCCCUUCGCCGACCCGCCCAUCCUCGACGCCAAGCACCUCGGCUAACGUCGUCCAUCCACCGUCUUCUCCAACGCCGGCCCCGCCCGCCCAGUACAGACUACUCCUCCGGCUCUGGGCGCCGUCGUAUGUGCGUCCUUAUUACCGACCUGCAAAUUGGAUUGGUUGCUUGUAGUAGAAGUGUAGAGAGAGCGAGACAGAGAUAGAUGACAAACACGAAACGAACCGGAAGGAGGACGAUAAGGCGCGCGUGCCGGCCGGUCUUCUACUCCUCUCUGUUCAUAGCUGUCCCAUAUCUAUCGUAGUCAAGAAAACUGAGCAGGGAAAGAAACCGGGCGAUAUUUCUGUUGCAUCUUGCUUUGUUUGAGAGUGUGCGUGCGUGUGCGGCCAGCUCGAUCUGAAGUCGAUAGGCAGGUGCGUCGCGUCGUGGAUGAACUGGUCCGUGGACGUGAUCUUGUUUAUUUUUUUAAGGAGCAGGUGUUGUCAAAAGUCCAUCGCUAAGAUGUGC